GGGGCGAAGGGCAGGCUGGGAGAGGAGGCGAGUGGGGCCUGCGCGCGUGCGCGGUAGCGAGCUCACGGGCCGGGUGGCUGUGGCUGGCAGGGCCUCAGCGAUUUGAGAGAACAUGCAGGACCCCAACGCAGACACCGAGUGGAAUGACAUCUUACGCAAAAAAGGCAUCUUGCCCUCAAAGGAAGAUUUGAAAGAUCUGGAGAAGGAGGCAGAAGAAGAGGAGCAGCGGAUCCUCCAGCAGUCCAUUGUGAAAACAUAUGAAGACAUGACUUUGGAAGAACUGGAGGAUAAUGAAGACGAAUUUAAUGAGGAAGACGAACGUGCAAUUGAAAUGUACAGGCAGCAAAGACUGGCCGAGUGGAAAGCAACCCAGCUGAAGAAUAAAUUUGGAGAGGUUUUGGAAAUCUCGGGAGAGGAUUAUGUUCAGGAAGUUACGAAAGCCGGUGAGGGCCUGUGGGUCAUCCUGCAUCUUUACAAGCAAGGGAUUCCCCUCUGUGCUCUGAUAAAUCAGCACUUCAGUGCACUUGCCAGGAAGUUUCCUGAUGUCAAGUUUAUCAAAGCCAUUUCAACCACCUGCAUCCCCAAUUACCCUGAUAGGAAUCUGCCCACGAUAUUUGUGUACCUCGAAGGUGACAUCAAGGCCCAGUUUAUCGGCCCUCUGGUGUUUGGUGGCAUGAGCCUGACGCUGGAUGAGUUGGAGUGGAAGUUGUCUGAGUCUGGAGCCAUCAAGACGAGCCUGGAGGAGAACCCCAGGAAGCCCGUGGAAGACGUGCUGCUGUCCGCGGUGCGGUGCUCCGUCCCCGCCAGGAGGGACAGCGAUUCCGAGGAUGACUGAGGCCGUGGCCCUGGCAACCUGCUGAACUUUCUCGAAGUGAUACAGCGUCUGAACUUUUUUUAAAAAAGGAGAAAGUACGAACGUAUACUGUGGUUUUUUUAGUCUUUUAUAUUAUGUUCUGAAUCUCAUAGAUCUCAGAAAUAAUCAUUGCUGGGAAUCCUUUUAAAUUUCUGGAAACUUUUUAAAUUAAUAGUAUUUCCUUAAGAAAAAAAUAAAAGCCAGAUAUUAGUUUGGCA
This is a messenger RNA of Cervus elaphus (red deer), 1071 nucleotides long. RefSeq names its product phosducin like 3 (gene PDCL3). The record is from RefSeq and is a predicted model, not a curated record. Bases 113 to 835 code for a protein of 240 amino acids. The transcript has 6 exons. Lineage: Eukaryota; Metazoa; Chordata; Mammalia; Artiodactyla; Cervidae. Gene Ontology annotation, biological process: angiogenesis; positive regulation of gene expression; protein folding. Gene Ontology annotation, cellular component: cytoplasm.